Messenger RNA from Aspergillus clavatus NRRL 1, 942 nucleotides. RefSeq lists its product as uncharacterized. The record is from RefSeq and is a predicted model, not a curated record. NCBI's taxonomy places the organism in Eukaryota, Fungi, Ascomycota, Eurotiomycetes, Eurotiales, Aspergillaceae. The coding region runs from base 1 to 942 and encodes 313 amino acids. The transcript is spliced from 3 exons.
AUGUGGUCUACUUCGGCACCCAAUCUCACCACUCGGUACAAGCAGCUCAAAGCUCUGCAGUCACGGCUUGAAAGCCUCCCUGAGGGUUCCCUCUCUGAACCUCAUCUCGGGAGCCUUGGUGUCCACGUGUCAGACUUCGACAUUGAGUCCGACAAGGCGCCAGAUCUACGGGCUCGUUUCUUCUCUCCCCUCCCCCGGGAGCAUGUCAAGAAUUCUCCAUGCAAGCUUGAUCCUGAAACGAAGGAAGCUCUGCGAGAAAAGAACCCGGAAUACCUCAAGCCAGGCCACUCUCAGGAUUGGGAUGAACUACAUUGUCUGGAUUUGGGGCAACUGCGAAAGAUCUACGCCUCUCUCGGCUUGAACGACCCUUUGCUCGGCACCCUGGGCGUUCACGCCUUCACGCUUCUAGAGCAACUAGACCCUCAAGCUAAAAGACCUUGGGAACCUAUCGACGAAGGCUGCGACAAGUAUUACGGCCGCCUCCCGCGGGAAUCAGAUCCCAAUGCACGACUGCGGUGGGAAAUUGCUGCUGCCUUCAAAAGCCGUCAUGGCAGAAAGCCUCAUGUUUACCUCAUCCUGGAAGCAGACUAUGACGGUGACAAUCUGCUCAAGUGUGAGAUGAGCAGCAUUAUCAGCUUUAUGCUGGCCAGUAUGAAGCUGGAGUCCUCCAGGCGGAAGUCAACCGAUUCUUGCCAGCGCUGCUAUACUAUCUUUCCAGUUUUCAUUAUAUCGGUCCUCAAUCCCGGCUAUGCCCGCGUGAUCCAGGCAUAUUUUGAUGGUACGCUGAGAAUCCAGCGCAGUGCCACCUAUGAUAUUGAAAGCUGUGAUCACGAAUCAGUCAUGACUCUAUUCUCUCGGUGGUUGGAUAUCGCACCUAACGGGAUUACCACCUGGAUCCCGUCUCUCUCAUCCAUCGAGGAAAGCUCCGAGGAAGAAUCUUGA